AUGCGACAAAGCAGUGUAUGGCCGGCCAUUGGAUCUGCUGCCCUUGCCCUUAUACUUUUUAUGAUGAUUCUGCAGUUGGGCAAUUCGACCACCAAAAUUCUGAUGCCCACUGCCACAAAGAUUUCUGUAGUGCCAGAAGCGCUGGAUGACCUUGAUGACAUCGUAAAUCACCACGUCAACAAAACAAACAUCGUGGGCGGAAUAUCUAAAGCACAAUGGAGUGCCAUCAACAGUUACGGGCGCAAGCUGGUCCUAGACGCAGCAUCGACUUUAUCUCGGGAGGACGCAGCAACAAUGAAACUUGAAGACAUAUAUGGUUUAUUUACGGAAUCGUACGAUUGUGAUAAUAAUUUGUACAGUCGCCUUGGAGGCGAAUCUGGAGACGGUGGUAAAUGGAUUUGCGGAGAGUAUUUCAAAAACUCGUCCGACACAGUGGUGGUUUCUGUCGGUAGCAGCGGGAAUUUCAAAUUUGAGGAUGCAGUGAUAGCGCACUCUCCGGACAUUAAGAUACAUACGUUUGACUGUACAGGAAACUGGUCCCAUCCUCCAGUAGUAUUCGAGCCGUGGUGUUUGAGUGGUGAAGACAAGGUUAUGGGCGAUGGAAAAAUAUACAAAUUGUGGCCAUCAUUGCUUAGAGAUGCCGGCAUCCCAAAAGUCGACUUACUAAAAAUUGACAUUGAGGGAUACGAAUGGGCCACCAUUCCACAUUUACUACGAAACUCGACAUACGAGCAAUUACCCCGCCAAAUAUCCAUAGAGUUGCACCUAUGGAAGAAAUUUUUGGACGGAAGUACUGUUGGUGUACCUGCUGAUUACCUAGCAUUCAACUUAGACCAGUCCUACAGCGCGAUUGCAUUUGACUAUCUGCAUCCGACAAUCUCAUUAUUCCAAGAUUUCUUUGCUGCCGGAUACGAAAUAGCGGCAGCAGAAAUGAACCCCGAAAGUGCACCGGCAGCGUGCUGCUCUGAAUAUACAUUUGUACUAUUACCAAAAUCCAAAUAA
Messenger RNA from Synchytrium microbalum, 1002 nucleotides. RefSeq lists its product as uncharacterized. The transcript has 6 exons. Bases 1 to 1002 code for a protein of 333 amino acids. The record is from RefSeq and is a predicted model, not a curated record. NCBI's taxonomy places the organism in Eukaryota, Fungi, Chytridiomycota, Chytridiomycetes, Synchytriales, Synchytriaceae.